AUGCAACGUGGCUCUCAGUCCAUUGCUGAGUUUUCUUGCACCUUCAAAGGUCUUUGCGAUCAACUGGUUGCUAUUGGUCGUCCCAUUAACGACAUGGAUAAAGUCCAUUGGUACCUACACGCAUUAGGACUCAACUACAAGAUCUUUUCUACCACCAUGAUGUCACAACUUCCUCUACCAUCCUUUAUAGAGAUUGUUCUGAAAGCUUUGAGCCAUGAAAUCUUUGAAUGGCCAGUUUCCCAUUCAUCAUCCAACUUUGCUUAUUUUGUGCAGCAAAUUUCCAAAGUGGCUAGUCAUAAGAAAGUGAAGCAUCGGCCUUCAGCCUCUCCUACACUGUCUGCCAAUUCGAAGUCAUCAUUCAACUCCUCCAUUCAUUGUCAGUUGUGUGACAAAGAGGGCCACUUAGCCAAACGUUGCUAG
Pistacia vera is the source of this 420-nucleotide messenger RNA. RefSeq lists its product as uncharacterized. NCBI's taxonomy places the organism in Eukaryota, Viridiplantae, Streptophyta, Magnoliopsida, Sapindales, Anacardiaceae. The transcript has a single exon. Bases 1 to 420 code for a protein of 139 amino acids. The record is from RefSeq and is a predicted model, not a curated record.